CAGUGCCGCGUGGCUCCCGGGUGCUGCCCUCGGGUCUGAUUCUCGGUGUUUUCCUCCUGCAGCAAUUCUUCGACGUAGAUGAAGAGAGGGCUGCUUUGCAAGACGCGUCUAGUGUCAAGAUAGGCGUUUUGCUAAGAAAAGUAAAAGAGAGAGAAGAAAUUAUUAGGGAGCUGAAAGAAGAGCUAGACCAGUACGAGGAAUACGGAUUUAAAAAAGUGGACUCCUUUGCCAAAAAGACCAGCUCCACAAAAUCCAACGUGGACCGGGAGAUCAUGGAGUACAAACUGGAAAAUGAGAGGCUGCUGCAGGUCGUCUCGGAACUGGAAGAAGAGCUGCAGAUGAAUCUGAGAGAAAAUGCGGAAUUAGAAGCUGAAUAUAUGAGUCUGAAAGAGAUCUCAGAAAAGGAUCAGAAAACUAUUCAAAAGUUAAUCGACGGGAGAGCAAGAUUACAAUAUGAACUUGACUGUGAAAGGGCGUUUGUUCAAGAUAUGAUUAACAAACAGAAAGAAGACAUGGACAGGAGAAAGCCGGAGACCCUGGCCCUCAAGGGCCCGCGCUCAGCCAAGGGAAAGGAGACCUUUGUGCCCACGUGGUCCACGCUGCAGCCGCCCACAGCGGCCGCCACUGCCACCACUGCCGCCACCGCCACUGCCGCCGCCACCACGGAGCUGGAGUCAGUCAAGGCGCAGGCGGCCUCCGUCAGCGUGUCGGGUAAGAGGAAGAAAGCCAAGUCGGCCAAGAGGUUGUCCAAGGAGGCGCGCCCCGUGUCUAGAAGUCUAACACUUGUGGCACAAGAAGAAAAGAAGGUGAAACUGUCGUGGACUAAGGAUGACGACAGAAGAUUUCUGCAGAUGCAGAUAGAGGUGCUGCAGGCCACGCUGGAGUCGGAGACCAGGAAGAUAGAAAGAUACCGGAAGGAAGCCGAGCAGAUCAGCAAGAACUGGGAGAGGAAGUUCGUCAUCCUCCGGAACAGCUACCACAUGCUCAAGAACGAGAUGUUCACGCGGCACACGCUGUUCCGGCAGUUCGCGGUGCUGGCCGACACGUCCUUCAAUUACGUCAAGGUGAAGCCUCUGUACGUGCAGUCUAAGGUGAACUUGGUUGACACGACACCGUCGUCCAGCGAUCAUGGCGCGUCCUCGGUAGAUGCUGAGUGCAUGGACGUCGACGAGCCGGUGUCCAUCCCUGUUCUGCCCAAAGCGAGGCUGUCGGGAACCCUGAAGGAGCCACUGAAGAGGCUGUCGCAGUCCCAGAGGAGCCCCGUGAGAGAAGAGGACCGAGACUGACCCACGGGGACGCACCCCUGGGGCGCGCCAGGCUAGUCUCGCUGGCCAUGGAGAGCUCUCCAGGGCGUCCGAGCCGGGCGCUUGGGCAGCGCCUCCCCCAGAAACCCCGCGCCCCUGCGGGGCGAGCCGGGGGCGCAGACGCCCUGGGCCGGCGCCUAGGGGAGGGCAGGAACGCACUUGAGUGAGAAAGCUCGAGGCAUUAAAUGUGUUUGACCCUUCCUCCGGCAUCUCCCUAACGACC
Molecule: messenger RNA, 1527 nt
Organism: Oryctolagus cuniculus (rabbit)
Lineage: Eukaryota; Metazoa; Chordata; Mammalia; Lagomorpha; Leporidae
Source: RefSeq, a predicted model, not a curated record